Messenger RNA from Linum trigynum, 4095 nucleotides. The record is from the annotation of a GenBank genome assembly. Lineage: Eukaryota; Viridiplantae; Streptophyta; Magnoliopsida; Malpighiales; Linaceae.
CUUCAAACAAAGAUAACAAUCACAACCAGUUACACUAAACAAAUUUAAUGCAUCCAUUUUUAUACAAAAAAUAGACAAAGUUAAUCUCUGAAAAUCAGAGGACUUUUUCAUCAUAAUUAGCAAGCUCAGUAAGUCUAUCGUAUGUAUUUUUAUCGAGCUUGAUACUUCUAUUUUCAUAGUAGAGUUUCAUGUAAUUUUCUCAAUUUUAAAUUCUCGCUCUCUCCUUAAAUUUUGCUAAAGGUAAAUGGGUAAUUGGCCAACAUGGAAGAAACUAAUUAUGUAACUAUUGUUGUAUCCUUGCAUUUUUCAAUUUAAAUUUGGUGUUUUUUUUUAUCUUUGUUCUUUUCUCUUUCUAACUUUCUCCGAAAUUUCAUCCAUCGUGCAAUAGUUUGCGCCUUUCACUUCCCAGUACAGGACUGUCAUUGAAAAUCAAUCUUCAGGUAUCUCUUGGCACUACGGUUUUAUUGUUGGGGAUUUUAAGUUGGGCGAGUAGAAGAUUUCAACUCCGAUAUCAAUUCAUGGCGAAUAGAAUGGAGUUCAUCAAUAACUGAAGUUGUAGAAGGAAGAUUAGAAAUUGAAUUUUUGGUUGAAUAUAUGCCUCUUGAGAUAGAAAUUUGGUUGUACAACAGAGAGUGGUGGCUAUUGGAUCUUUAGGUUUAUGAUUUUUGCAACUGUCAUAACUUAUUUCUAUCUUAAAACGAGGAAUCAUUGAUUGAUUGUUUGAAAUAGGUCGCUUCUUUAUUCAACCUACUGGAACUAAUAGAUAAGGAGUGUCUAAUUUUGCGCCUUAUUACUUUGAUCGAGUCUAUUCGUAUAUUGGAGAUAACCCUGAUUUUUUCGUUUGCUCUCAAGUUGUGAUGGUCCCCUUUUAGCUGAGUUUUUAGUAUAUAGAUGACUUGAAUCAACAACUCUCCAUUUUUUUUUUAUUAGUGACAUAUUGUUUCUAAAAGGAGAGCAUUGAACCCUUUAUAUAGGAUUGUGAGGUUUAAGAUUUAGUUUCAAACUAUCUAUGGGUUGUGUGAGAAUUUCAGUGAGCUUUUAUACUCUAUAUUUCUUGACUGUCAAAGAAAACUAACCAAUAGCAUUUUAACAGGGACUUAAUUAACAUUAUGAAAAUGGGGUCAAUGAUACAUUUUUAUAUUUUAUAUUCUUAAAUGCUUAUGAUAUUUCUCCGAAUGUUCAACCUAUAUAUUAUUUCUUUAUGUAUCAUCUUCGAUCGAAUGAUUAUCAAUAAGAUUAAACGGGUUAAUAGACUUAAAAGUAACAUAAAAAUACAAAUAAUCAAAUAUGAGCAUUCCGGCCAAAGGGCCGGGUUAUAAGCUAGUUUUAUAUAUACCUCAUUGUUCAGUUCUGAUUCUUAAUCGAUGAGUUUUCUCACGCAUGGGAGGUCAAAAUCCUACAUUCAUGCGGUUUAAGGGGUGAAUGAAAAUCAAGUUCAGAAGCUAGCAAUGGAAGUUAUUGUUGUUAGUUAGUUUCUUAAAGGGAAAAAAAAAGCUCCAAAUAAACAGCUACUGCUAUACCACAUCGCUGAGACUCAAAACUGGGAGAUAUGUUUGAAGUACAUAUAGAAAGACCAGGCCCGAUUCGUUGUCGCCAUAUCAUUUUUCACACUAGUAUCUCCUUCUCUCCACCCACAUUGUGGGCUGGGCUUGGUAGAUAUGUGGGCUGGGCUUGGUAAUAUCUAGUCUCCUGCUGAUCGCAUGGUGUAAUGGUGCUUUGCGAUGGGUAGGGUCUUGGAUAUAAUAUUAUUUUAACAAUUUGACUCCAUCAUGGAAAUCGACCACAUGGUCCAAUUGGGACAUAGUCUAUAGUUUUUCCUCUAUUAAUUCAGUAAUAAGAGAAGUAAUUCAGAAAACUAGCAUGGUAUCAGAGCUCCUCUGAGCCGAUUUUCGUCUCUCGUUCUCGCUUUCGCAUCUCUUUCUUUUCUCUUCGUGUUCUUGAUAUCGUCCUCCUGUGGCGAUUCACGAUUCUUCUUCUUCCGGCGACGAAGCCGCAAAUCCUCACACUGGAGGUCGUCAGAGCAAUUCUGGUGUGAUUCUGUACAAAGGCGUCCCAAUUUCUGAUCAAGCUUCAUCGUUCUUCAUUCAUCCAUCAGAGAAUUGGGGACAAUGUCUCGUACCUCAGCCGCUUACCGAGAACAAUUUCUCCAGCUGGGAACAAUCGAUGAUUCUUGUUAUCGAUGGCAAGAACAAAUUAGGGUUCUUGAAUGACAAAAUCCCGCAGCCAACUGAUGAUUCUCCUCUCUUCGAGUCUUGGAAUCGCAACAACAAACUGCUCCUUAGCUGGAUUCAGAGAUCUGUCAAUCCUACCAUCACCGAGAGCAUUCUGUAUGUCACCACCGCCAUUGGUGCUUGGUCUGAGCUACGCGAACAAUUCUCGCAAGGCGAUUCUUUCCGCAUUGCUGAUCUUCAAGAGGCCAUCUUCAACCUCAAGCAAGGUACUAUGAGUGUUUCUCAGUACUACUCUAAGCAACGAGCGUUAUGGUUGUCAUGCCACUUGCUGGCUUGUGUGUGCAAAUCAUGGUUGUCAUGCCGGUGGUAUACCACCCGGUUGAAUCUGGUUCAACCUGUGCCGGUGGUUCAACCUGUGCCGGUCAUGAAACCGGUAUGACCCGUAUGAUCGAUUUACGUAUUCUAAGUAAAAUGACAUCAUUUUAAUGAAUUUAAUUAAUACAAAAAUUAAUUUAUUAUUCAUUUUAUGAAUGUAAUAGUUAAAAGUUGCUGAUAUUUGUUAGAUUUUAACUCAAUUGUCCACAAAUAUGUUUAAAUACAUUGGAUAUUAAUUGUUUUCACAUUUUUUAAACCGGCAUGAACCGGCACAAACUGAUUAUACCACCGGUCGUACCAUUCCACUUGCCAAACCGGCACAACGGUAUAAACCGGUUUGACAACCUUGGCGCAAAUAAAACCAAGGCUUAACAGAUUCUAUUUACAAAAUUAAGGUGCUCUACUUGCUAGAGGAAAAGGAACAAUAAUUAGCUUAACGCAAAUUGUAGUUGUUUUGUACAUUGAUCGUGGGAUGAUAAUAAACAUGAUCAUAAUAAAACUAUAUUUCCAUAAAAAAAUCAUCUCUCCAAAGUUCUGGUAGAAAUUUGUGACGAAGAAAUCAAUUUAUAUUUUAUACACAUAUCUGGGCGGGGGCAAAGGUGAGAUCUGGCGUAGCCAGAGUGCUCUGUUUCUAAGCCCCCUACUGGACGAGGAGAAGCGCAGGUUCAUCCCCAUUCACGCAUUUGCUGAUGCUGCCCCUAUUGCACCACCAACAACAUGACUGAGUGCUUCGACAAUGUGCAUCUAUCCAACCCUCCACGCCCUUCGUAGCUUGGGUGACAAUGCUGAAACUGGAGAUCCACUGAAGUCGACGAGUCACGAAUAUGAUUAGUUCUAUCGUUCAUUACGUCCAAUCGCGCUGCUCUGUAUAUUGGCGCUGAACUCCUCAAUUCAUUGAGCAAAUCUCUCUCCGUUUCCCGCUUGAAAGCAUGUGCCCUGGAUAACCAGAGGACGCUAUAAAUACGCGGGCGAUCCUUCCGUAUUUAUAGUCUCCUUUGGUUUGCGUUCCUUCUGUUCCUUCGGCCAACAAGACAAAGAAACAAGGCUGAAGAGGAACUGAAACAAAGAAAAAAAGAAUGUGAUGUCCCACCAUUGCGUUUGUACUGAUUCUUCAUGGGUCUGCUUCCUCGUGCAUGCGGAAAUGGGGAAAAAAAGGCUAAAAAAAAAAUAUGUUAAAAACUCAGUGGUGUAAGUUUCUCAGAAGAGAGAAGCUUCAAACAUGCAGCUGCCGCUAUACCACAUCGUCUAGUUUUGUAAGUGGGAGAUUUGAAAACUUAAUAUAUAUAGGGGAGGUGGUGCCGGUCAUCCUUGGCAAUGCAUAGUUGGGCUUGGUAAUAUACUUGCCACCCAAAUUUGCAGCACAGAUACUCACUUUUUGAGCAUAAUUGCCAAACGUCUAUCUGUAAUGCAAAUUGGUGAAAAAGACUGGCAAUGAAACUGUUUCUAUAGAUCAACAUCUUAUAUUCAUGCAACCAAGAUAACCAACUCUCCAUGAUGCUUUAAGUCAUCAGUCAUGAUGACUUAUUUGUAAGAAAUUUGAGGACGUCCU